Messenger RNA from Enterobius vermicularis (human pinworm), 1490 nucleotides. The record is from the annotation of a GenBank genome assembly. NCBI's taxonomy places the organism in Eukaryota, Metazoa, Nematoda, Chromadorea, Rhabditida, Oxyuridae.
UUGUUCAGGCACUUUUUUCGACAAGGAAAGAGACAUAUAAUAGCUGCCGAGGUUUUCUUUGUUGUUUUUUAUUUCUAUUUACUUGUUUAUCUAAUUUUUUUCUUUCUUUAUUUCUAUUUAUAUUUAUUUAUUUACUUUCUUCGUUUUGAAAGGGGGGAGGGGAACAAAGAAAAGGUUUUGGGUCUGCACAGAAUACGCACGCCAGGAGUGCUUCGGUGCUUCGAAAUAGUUUAUUUCUUCUGGCUACAAAUAAAAGAGAUCCGGUUAGAAUUAUAUGGAGACUGUUCAAAGCUUUGGGUCAUUCUUUGUGACCGAGAAAUGGCUUCCGGACAUUCGCCAGCAGUAUGUUCGAUGGUUGCAUCAUCAAGUUCUGUGGAAAAUGUGCCAGUUGUUGGGUCGACUAGGAGUUCGGCAAGUUCAUUUAAUUCUUUGUCUCCUGUAUGUAACUCGACAACGUCGUCAUCACAGUGGGAUGUGCCGUUGUCUCGUCUGUGUUUAGGAGGUGAAAUUGUUGCUGUGCCGUCAGCGAUUAUACAAGAGGUGCAAGUACUAAAUUUUGACGCUGACUCUGCUCAAGUGCUAAAAAUUGAGUCAGUUUUUCGUCAGGUUAUAACUAAGGAAGCAUUUCGCUCAUUAAGUUCUGAGGGGCAGCAGUAUCUUAAGAGGUUUCUUCCACGGUACGAGGGAGCAGAGAAUGAUGAGGAGCUAAUACUGGAUGCAGCCUUUACUGACGAUAAAAAUUUCUAUUUUGGUAACUCAAUGGCAAAAGUUCACUCAAAAAUUAGAUGUGGAUACUUCAAUCCUGAACGCCCCUCUGCGAUUGUUCAGUUACGGGAUAACCGCCGCGUAUUAUAUGAUCAUAAUAUUCGUCAUUAUUAUAUCUCGCUUUUGAAAAAACUCCUUAUAGCUCGUAGAUAUUUUUUUUCUGUUCCAAAAUUAAACUCACUACGUAUUUUUAGAAGAGACAAAAAAAAAAACAAGUGGUUAAUGCUACCAAAUUUAACAAAACUUAUGGAGUCUUUUUAUAACACUCAAGCAUCUGAGAAAUUUCCAAGAAUAUCUCCAAGGUCUGCACUUUUUCGUAAACGAGAAACUGUCAGGAAUUUGAAAAAGAGAGCUCAGUACAGAGCGAAGAUUAUGUUGGACGAUAUAAAAAAGGAAUUCAAUGACGAAACCAUUUCUUCUGACGAUGAAGAUUUACCACCAGCACUGAUUGAGGACAUAAAUUUUGCCGGACGAAGUACUUUAUAUAAUCCUAAUUUCCCAGAUUUGGAUUUGCACCAUGACAUAUCCGUCGAUGAAGUGAAGGACAUGUUAAAAGAAUACAGGCAUCUAAAGGAAACGCAGCCGGAUUUGCCAUCAAUGGAUAUCUCCGGAAUUACGGUGGAAGAUGUAUAUCAAAGAACUAAAUUGCCUUGUAUUGCGGAAAGAAACCUGACACCUGAAGUAUCAGAAGCCAUGAAACAACCUUUUAGGCAGAAUAAAUGAGU